Molecule: messenger RNA, 4193 nt
Organism: Esox lucius (northern pike)
Lineage: Eukaryota; Metazoa; Chordata; Actinopteri; Esociformes; Esocidae
Gene: git2a
Product: G protein-coupled receptor kinase interacting ArfGAP 2a
Exons: 20
Coding region: 703-2919 (738 amino acids)
Biological process (GO): brain development; regulation of ARF protein signal transduction
Molecular function (GO): protein binding; GTPase activator activity
Source: RefSeq, a predicted model, not a curated record
ACGUCACUUCCCUUUCCCACCACAACAGCUUAGCUUUGUUAGCGCACACGCCUUGGCAGUUUUCUAGCUAUUUGGAUUGCUUUACGGGCUAGCUAUUGUUUAUAUUAAACCAAGGUCAGUUGCUAGUUAGCGAACGUUAACUCUUUUGGUGACGGUUUGACAUGUGUACCAGUAAACCCCGCCUGUUAACGUUAGUGCUUUUUGUUCUGUCAGCCACCAAAAGAGAAUAUAUUUUUACGUAGAUACAGUACUGUCUGACGGUAGGCAGCCUUCCACGUCGGAUAUAUUUCGUAAUUCCCAUUAUGAAUGGAAUAAUGCACUUUGACGAGCUGGCUCUGCCGAGUGGCACGGUCAGAUUUAGGUAACGCAAAAAGCACUUUGCUUCCUAUUCCUAUUUGGCUAACAGUGCAGCAGACUAGGUGCAAGAGAGUUUCCGUCAUAACAAUCGCAACUGCCUGUCGUGUGCACGCCAAUGAGUUUGCGGCCGGUGGAUUGUUUCAAUCAAGAAACUAAGAAGAGGAAACUGUUGUAGCCAGCUAGCUACGUUCUAUUUUGCAUCAACUCUUUUUUCCUUGCAACAACUGUACUUGUCCUAUGUUAUUCGCUUAGCUAAGUUCUACCACAGGUAUCAAAUGAGCAUAUGAGCAAGGAAUACAUUCCGGCACUUGAUGUUUUUUAAAAGCCCAUUUAUUUCUGCAAAAGAUGUCUAAACGUUUAAGGAAUAGUGAGGUUUGCGCGGAUUGCAGUGUCCCAGAGCCUCGCUGGGCCUCUGUGAACCGGGGUGUGUUGAUCUGCGAUGAGUGCUGUAGUGUUCAUCGGAGUCUGGGCAGACACAGCUCCCAAGUGCGUCACCUGACUCACACAACAUGGCCUCCUACACAGCUACAAAUGGUUCAGACGUUAUACAGCAAUGGUGCAAAUUCGAUAUGGGAGCACUCUCUAUUGGACCCGGCGUCGGUGAUGAGUGGGAAACGCAAGGCCACCCCUCAGGACAAAGUGCACCAAAACAAGACCGAGUUCAUAAAGGCUAAAUACCAAAUGCUGGCUUUUGUCCACCGGAUGCCGUGUCGAGAUGAUGACAGUUUCACAGCCAAGGAUUUAAGCAAGCAACUUCACUCAAGCGUCCGCACUGGGAACCUGGAGACGUGUCUGAGGUUACUGUCUCUGGGAGCUCAGGCAAACUUCUUUCACCCAGAAAAAGGGAAUACGCCCCUUCAUGUGGCUGCCAAGGCAGGCCAGGUGUCUCAGGCCGAGCUGCUGACCGUCUAUGGGGCUGACCCCGGAGCCCCAGACACCAGCGCCAAGACCCCCAUCGAUUAUGCAAGACAAGCUGGUCACCAUGACCUGGCUGAGAGGCUUGUGGAGAUUCAGUAUGAACUUACUGACAGACUGGCUUUUUAUCUCUGUGGGCGAAAGCCUGAUCAUAAAAAUGGCCAACACUUCAUUGUCCCACAGCUGGCCGACAGGAACGUCAGUUUAGAUUUAUCAGAUCUGGCAAAGGCAGCAAAGAAGAAGCUUCAGUCCCUGAGCAAUCAUUUGUUUGAGGAGCUGGCCAUGGAUGUGUAUGACGAAGUCGAUCGGAGGGAGACUGAUGCAGUAUGGCUGGCAACUCAGAACCACAGCACCCUUGUGACAGAAACCACUGUGGUGCCCUUCCUUCCUGUGAAUCCAGAGUACUCUUCAACACGAAACCAGGGGCGGCAAAAGCUUGCGAGAUUCAACGCACAUGAAUUUGCAACUCUUGUCAUCGACAUAUUAAGUGAUGCGAAACGUAGGCAGAUGGGGAACUCUACAAGUCCCAAAGAAAGUGUUGAACUCAUCCUAAAAAGUGUGAGCAGCCGGCAUGGCAGCGAGGGUUUGGACAACGACCAGCCGGACUACGACAGCGUGGCCUCUGAUGAGGACACGGAUCAGGAGCCAAACUCCAGUAAGGACCGGACCAAGAGUCUGGACUCUGACCUAUCAGACGGGCCCGUCACAGUCCAGGAGUUCCUGGAGGUAAAAAACGCCCUUUCAGCCUCGGAGGCCAAGAUACAGCAGCUGAUGAAGGUCAACAGCAACCUGAGCGAUGAGCUGCGGCUGAUGCAAAAAAAGCUGCAUUCUCUGCAAAACGAGAAUACGUCUCUCAAGCGGCAGGGCCCGUCCACCCAUAUCUAUCAGGUCCCCAUCAGCAGCGGGUCAGAGUACAUUGACCCUCCUUCCUCCAGCCCCUCAGCUAUGAAGCGCCGGCAGUCAGCGCGGGCAAGCCGGCCCAUUUCCAUGUCUGUUUAUGAGACUGGCUCAGGCCUGAAGCUCUACCUCCCGAAGGGGGAGACCCCCUAUCCAGAGGAGGGGAUCCCCAACCUGCAACCUUUCCUCCCACCUCAUGCCACAAAAAUGGAGAAGCAAACCAGCUUGCCAGAAAGUGACUAUGACAACACAACCAAUGAAUCGGAGUUGGAGGACUCUGGCGUGAGCAGGCGUGGCAGGCUCAGAAGCAGUGUCUGGCUGGGGGAGGGCAGCUCCAUCCCUGAGCUGGAUGACCUGGAAGCUGAGGCGGAUCUGGCCCUCCCCAGCACUGAGGACGUCAUCCGCAAGACAGAGCAGAUCACCAAGAACAUCCAGGAGCUGCUUCGCGCUGCGCAGGACAAUAAGCAUGACAGCUUUAUACCUUGCUCCGAAAGAAUACAUGUGGCUGUGACAGAAAUGGCUGCCCUUUUUCCUAUGAAACCACGUACAGAGACGGUGCGAGGCCCCCUGCGCCUGUUGACAUCCAGCGCUUUCCGGCUCCAGGGGGAGUGUCGGAAGGCCAUGCCCCCCGAGGGAGGCCCAGGGCCUGACUUGCAGUUGGUUACCCAGCAGGUCAUCCAGUGUGCCUAUGACAUUGCCAAGGCCGCCAAGCAGCUUGUCACUAUAACCACCAAGGAGAACAGCAACUGACUGUCAUGAUCAUUGCCAGUAGUUGCAGAAAGUCAAAGGCCCCAGAACGGAUCCUCGUUGGUCCUUUAAUUCCCUUUUUUCUUCAAUUUCUUUUUUUUUUAAAUCAGUGUUGAUGUUUGCAUGUAAUUUUAUAUUUAAAGAAAAAUUUACAAAGUGAUUGGGUUAAACAGAAACAAACCGGAACAAUUGAAAAAGGGGAAAAACCUGAGCUCUGUUAAUGGGAGAGGCUGUACUAGUAGAUUUGCUUCUAUGGACUGGAUCCGCUGCUUCUAUGGACUGGAUCCGCUGGUUCUAUGGACUGAGCAACUACAGGAAAUCUAUUGUCUACAGCCAAAUACUGACAAGAUGCAGAGUUCCAGGGAGAUUCUUUGUAACUAAUGUUCAGUUUCUAAACUGCACUUCUUGAUUGUUUUAGGGGUUACAGAUACCUCUUGAAGAAAAUACAUUUUUAAUUACUCCCUAUUGACAAUAUGCUUGUUCUUACAAAGACUUAUCUUUGAUGCUUAGUAUCGCAACCAGGAUUCUCAAACGGGUGAGAAGCUGAUUUAUGAAGCCUAUAUUAGUCUAGUAUUCUACUUAAGGAUGUUGUGAAAGCUAUGAAUAAGCCAUGGAACUGAUAUAGUUGUAUAACAUACACUUUAUACACCCUGGAGCUACUUAAUAUCAUUGUACUGUAACCUGUAGAAUUGUAAUGCAUCAUUUAAUACAAUUCCAGAAAGUGUAGGGAGGAAUGUUGGGAGAUCUGUGUACAUUAGUGUAUCUCUGCGAUGCCAAUGUGUCCUCCAUCCAAGUGUUAUUGCUGAAAAAAAUGCAUCUAGUACAGCUAUGCCUCUGGUUCGAGGGGUGGGUAAAUUAUGCUCUUCACCAGCAAUGUUUUGCUUGUAUUGACUUUGAGUGAUUUUUUGUUUUUUUUUGUCUUGUGUGCUAGAACAGCGUUAGUGCGGUUAUGGUAGCUAGAUUGGCAGCACUAGCAAUAAUUUGCCCUUGUCUGUGUUUUUGUGCUGUAAUGCUGCUACUAGGUUUGUAUGUGCUACUAAUUGGAUAGCAUUGUAGAUAUCCACUGUACCUUUAGAAUUCUGCAAGUGGCUAGAAAUGAUCAUCAGCAGACGAUUCAGAGCGGUGAUCGACUUGAAAUGUGAUCAAGGAACUGUCCCUCUGCUUUCCUGUUGUUCUAAAUGGACUUCCAACCAAGGUGUCCAUUGUGCAAUUAUUAUACAUGCAGUGGGUGGGGAGAAGCAUUUAAUUUUUUAAAUAAACCUUAUUUAUAAUUGGAA